Caenorhabditis angaria is the source of this 1438-nucleotide messenger RNA. Lineage: Eukaryota; Metazoa; Nematoda; Chromadorea; Rhabditida; Rhabditidae. The record is from the annotation of a GenBank genome assembly.
AUGGGCAAAAUUAAUAAAUCGAAAGCAAAGAAAUCGAAAAAAGAUGAAGAUGGUCCAAUGUUCGAUUUUGUUGAAGAAGAAGUGACCGAAGACUUUCCAGAAGAAGAUGAAGAGGAAGAGAUCCCGAAAAAAGAAAAAGAAAAACUGAAGUUAAAGAAGAAGAAGACGAGUUGACUGAUGAGAAAAUUCAGGAAUUAUUGAAGAAAUAUGAAGAGUCAAAACUUGCGGCAACAAAAAACAAGGAUGAUUUCAAACAUUUGCCGAAAAAUGAGAGAGGAAAAGCGUUGAAAAAAGCAUUGAAAAAGGUAAGAUGCCUUAUUCAUAAAUAUAUUAUUUUUAUAAAUUUCAAUAUUUUCAGGACAAAAGAGCUCGUCAAGAAGAAAGACAGAAAAUUCGUGAUGAACUUGGUGGUUCGGCACCUCAAAAAGAAGUUCCAAAAACAAUUGAAAGUACAAGAGAAUACGAUGCAACUAUGGUGAAUGAAGAUGAUGAUGAAGUUGAACAUGAUGAGGCAAAUGAUGAAUUUUCAUCGUAUUUUAAAAGAGAAACAUCGCCAAAAGUUAUGAUAACUAUGUCUCCGAAAUCUAAAUUGGUUAGUUAAUCAAAACUAAUGUAAAUCUGAAAUUCUUCUUGUUCUUUCAGACAACAUGGAAAUUCUGCUAUGAACUUCAAAAGUGUAUUCCAAACGCAGAAAUUUAUUCAAGAAAAAAUGUUUUGUUGAAAAAAAUCAUCGAACAAGCUAAGGAACGAGAAUUCACUGAUCUCCUAAUUGUCCACGAGGAUCGCAAAAAACCAAGUAAGAAAAUUUCGAACUUGAAAAAAAAUAAAAAACAUUUUUCAGCUGGAAUCAUUCUUUGUCAUUUACCAGAAGGGCCAACUGCAUAUUUCAAAAUCAAUAGUCUUACAUUCACACAAGAUUUGAAGGUAUUUUUGAGAUAAUUUUCGAAAAAAAAAUAAUAUUGAAAUUAAUUGUGAUUUAGAAAUUCGGAGAGUCGACUUCUCAUUUCCCGGAAAUUAUUUUGAACAAUUUCAACACCAGACUUGGUCACAAGUGAGUUUUUUUUCAUCCUGAACCACAUACAUUUCAAAAUAAAAUAAUUUUCUUAGCAUCGCUCGAAUGUUGGCUUGUCUAUUCCCACACGAUCCAAAAUUCACCGGCCGUCGAGUUGUCACAUUCCACAAUCAACGAGAUUACAUCUUCUUCCGACAUCAUCGAUACGAAUUCAAAAAAGAAGGAGAAAAAGCGGCGCUUUUGGAAUUGGGACCUCGUUUCACAUUGAGAUUAAAAUGGUUGCAAAAGGGAACAUUUGAUGCGAAAUGGGGAGAAUUCGAAUGGGUUCUUAAAGUUAGUUUGACCUUUGGAAUCAGAUUAUGUAUUGAAAUUCCUAUUUUUCAGCGUCACGAAAUGGAAACUUCUCGACGACGAUUCUUCCUUUAA